Molecule: messenger RNA, 6395 nt
Organism: Globicephala melas (long-finned pilot whale)
Lineage: Eukaryota; Metazoa; Chordata; Mammalia; Artiodactyla; Delphinidae
Gene: ZNF597
Product: zinc finger protein 597
Biological process (GO): regulation of transcription by RNA polymerase II
Molecular function (GO): RNA polymerase II cis-regulatory region sequence-specific DNA binding; DNA-binding transcription factor activity, RNA polymerase II-specific
Source: RefSeq, a predicted model, not a curated record
UUUCCCGGCAGGUCCAGCGUAGGGGAGCGUGGGAGCGUGGGAGCCUAACGGUGGCGGCGUCUCUCGGUCUCGAGUCUCGGCUGGGCGUCGCUUUCUGUUGCUGUAGCCUGGUUAGCGGGAGGCUUCCUGAGAUCUUUAGUCUCGGAGCCAUAAGUGGGGCCCGGCCGGCCCGGGAGUCGGCCUUUACGAGGCUGGGCCGGGGAGAGGAGUCAUAGGCUCAGGUCUUAAAGGGUGUGGGGAUGCGAGGGGGUGCGUGUAGGAGCUUGGCAGCCGAAUUGGCCCCUCCAAGUACUAUUUUCUCCCUUCCAAGAUCUGUUGCGAAGUCCCUGUGGCGACUUGAAAACACUACCACUCCUCAACAUGGCAUCCACACUCUCUACAUCCGGGGCCCAGGGGCCAGUGCUGUUUGAGGACCUGGCUGUAUAUUUUUCUCAAGAGGAAUGUGUGAGUCAGCACCCUGUCCAGAGGUCCCGCAGCAGAGACGCCAUGGAGUGUUUGGAGGAUAUGGCAUUGAUGGGAGGAGAAGGCAAGAUUGAGAUUAAUCAGAAGCUAAGGCUAGAAUCUAUGGGACUUGAAGAGCUUGCCCUAGAAAAAUACUCCAUUGCUGUGCCCCUUGUCUAUUACCCAGAAAAAUCCUCUGAGCAUGGAGUUGGAAACCUUGAAAGGAAAAUGUCAGGUAGAACUGCUUGCAAGAAAAGUUUCAUAAGCCUUUUAGUUACCAUUGAAAACCACACCCCUUUGAUAGAACUAUCUCAGUGUUUAGGAACCAGAGCACUUUCUGAAAUUCUUGAAUUUCCUGGGGAAGAAGCCAAAAAUUCAUACAAGUGUCCUGAAUGUGACCAAAGCUUCAGUGAUAGCUCAUACCCUGUUUUGCAUCAGAAAACGCAUUCAGGAGAGAAAAAGUAUAAAUGUGGUGACUGGGAGAAGAUUUUCAAUCACAGAGCCAACUUGAGAACACACCGGCGAAUCCACACCGGCGAGAAACCGUUUAAAUGUGCCGAGUGCGGCGGCAGCUUCCGCCAGCACUCACAUCUGUCUCGGCACAUGAAUAUCCAUGUAAAGGAGAAACCCUACACCUGUGGCAUAUGUGGAAGAGGUUUCAUGUGGCUCCCAGGAUUGGCACAGCAUCAGAAAACCCACACUGCCAAAAAAGCCUGUGGUAAAUAUUUUGGUCAGAAAACAAAUCUGGCUUUGCCUGAGAAAAGGCACGGGUCAGCCAGCCGGCACCCAUGCAGUCUGAGCAGGAAAUGCUUUGGGCAGCCCUCGCACUUGGCCCUCCCCGAGUGGGGCCACGAGGACAACCCUGAACACUGCAGCGACUGCGGGGAAAAUUUGCUUUCAUUCUCAAAAUUCGAACCCUUAAAGCGUCCUGAGUGUUCACUGACCUUUCUUCGUAUCUCUGAGCUUAUCUCCCAUCAAAGCAUUCACAGAGGGGAAAAGCCCCAUAAAUGCAAACCCUGUGCAGAAUGUUUUAUUUUGGACUCAAAGCUUGCAUGCCACCAGAAGAACCACACAGGAGAACCUUUUAAAUGUACCAUGUGUGGGAAAAGUUUCAGGUUGAAAACACAUCUCAUUGUCCAUCAGCAAAUCCAUGCGCAAAACACCACGUAAAUAUAGCAAGUUUUCAUUAAUGCUUGUGCUUCUCAGUAUUUAUACUGAAAACUGGGGCACAAUUACCCUUUAUGUGCCAGGUACUGUGCUAAGCACUUUACACACAUUCCAUGUAAUAUAUCAUUUAAUUUUCACCACAACCUUGAUUUAGGCACCAUGAUUUCUGUUUUAUAAUCGAGGAAGUAUAGUCAGUGUCACAGCUACUGAACAAAGCCAGAAUUCUAACUCAGUAGCUCAGUUACUAUCCAGAUUCCAUUUGUAUGAGCCGGAGAAAGAUACAGAACUUAUAAAAAAAAAAUUCAGUUUUCACUAAAAUGAAGGUUAUUGCUAGAGUUCUUUUAAUUUUGUUUACAUGAUUUUUAAGUAAGUUUUAGAAGGCAAAUUUAUUUAUUUGCUAGUUCUGCAGAUCUAGGAUCUAGGAAAGUAAGUACCUUUAUAUAUAUUUUAUACUUUUUUUUUUUUUUUUUUGCUGUAACAAUCAGAAUGUAAUGUUUGUAUGAGAUUAUUGUUUUACAUAUGAAUUUCUGGAGGGGUUUGGAAGCUUUUUUCCUUCCAUGUGAAGUGUUCCCAAAUGGGUUGGACUAGUUAGUGUCGAGGUGGCUGUUAGUAUCCGUGAAGUUAGUAUCCAUUCUCAGAUCUGAUGCCACUGGCCUUUGUGAUUCAAGUGUUUGGAAUCACACUUAGUGAUUCCAAAGCACUCCCUUAGUGCUUCAUCCCAAGCCUGACUUACGUAUAUGGUUACAAAGCAACUGAAAGACUGUUCAGGACUUGAGGUUCAAACUCCAUCCCUAUAAUCAGAUUGCAAACUCUACAGAGUGUAGUUUUAGUUUAGUUUAGGUUUUAGUUGAGUUUGGUUUAAGAAAAAAGUUUUUCUUCCUCAUAUCCAAAGAAAGAUACAUAUAGAAAAUUGUUAGAACUUAAUCAAAAUACUUGAAAAUAUAUAGGUCUUUAGAUACUGCUGUUACAUGUAAAUACUGGAGCAAAAUAUUGUUAAAUGGAAUGGUUAUUAAUGUUAAAGAACCAGGGGAUCUUGUAAAUGUUACAUUCAUGUGGAAUUUCUCUUUAAAGCAAAAUUGUAUACCUAUCAGCAAAGCAGCAUUUAAAGGAGUUUUUGAUUGGGAUGUGAGAAUGGUCUUAUUCUAUAUAAAUGGUAUAAAAGUAUGGCAUUUACUAAAAUGGGAUUAUCACUGGGAAACCUCAGGAGUAAUAAUAGACCUCUUUAGGACUAAUUGGAGGAAAGUUAGGACCCUACCUUUAGGACCCUACCUGGAAGGUAGGGUCUUUCUACUGAACAGCAGAUUGAGAACUGAAUGUACAAAAAGGUGCUGGCUACUGCUGUAAGUUCUUAACAGUGAUUAGAGGCAGGAAGAUUCUGUUGGUGAGGAAAAGGGAAACCAAUAGCCCUAACCCAGCUCACCCACUCCUUUCCCCCUUUUCCUUCUUCUUCUUUUGCUUCUUGUUUGCAGAUCCACAGUUGAGACCCUGUGCUCUGUAUGUCAAGGUCACACUUGGCUCAUUGUUUCCGAUGUCUCCACUCUUAGGAUACAGGACACCAGUCUGCCGGGCCUUUGGGGUCUCAAAUAAAAAAGCGAGGUCUCCUAUAGGUUCUUCAGCAAGUCUCUCUGUCUGAGGUGUUUAGAAUUGUGUAGAAAGAUGGUCUCCAGUUAGGUUUCUUAUCAGCCAGCUCUGGGAUAUAAAGACCUUUGCUAAAUAUCAUAAAGUACUGCCUCCCUGCUUUCCUGCUUCUGCCUUCCGUGGGAGCAGCUGGCACAGUGUACCAUUGGCACAUAGUAGGGGCUCCCAUAUUUCAGUUAACUGAAGAGUUGCAGGGUCGGGGAUGAAAUUGGGAAAGAGGUCCCUAGUAGCAGAGUUGCUGCAGAAAGAAGUAGAGAAGACUAUUUUAGAAGGCAUGUGGACAGAGUGGCGCUGACCUGAAACAUGGAAGCUGUCAUCCUUUCCUUUGUUCCUAAGAAAGUACAGGGGAAGGUGAAAAUUCAUACCAUAAAUGACGUUCUGCACUCAGCAUGGGAAGUUACCUUUCCAGAUGAGGUUUUCUUCACAAUUAACUUCAGUUUUUACAUUUUUAUUUUCUAGAUUUUGGAAGAUUAUGCCAAACCUCCAUAAGAGAUUAGAAAAAUAUCUUUUACAAAGACAUUAAUAUAUACAUGAGUAUAAUUAAAAUGCCUUUUUGGUGUAAUAUUGUUAAUGAUUGUUAUGCGGAGGAAAAAAAAAAUCCCUGAGUGUCAGCUACUGUGAAAGAGCCCAAGGAGUUGAAGGAAGCGGUCAGUAUUCAUCAGUGAGACCCAUGCUGGUUUUAUACAGAUGGAUUUUUCACCUUCUAUUUACAGUGUUAACUGACAGAUUCCACAGAUGGUCAUUAAUUUAGAGACAUCAUUAGCCUACCAUGUUACUUUCAGUGAAUACUUGGAUGAAAGUUAAUAUACGGAUGAAAAACUAAAUGCAGGAGGUUAUUGCUAGGAACAGUUGGUUCACAACAUUUUGCAGCAUGGAUGUUGACACGGGCAGAGUGAAAACUUUGUACUGAAGAAUUCAAUUGUUGAACAAAUUUCUUUGGUUUUGUUGUUGAUGCAGUGAUGAAAAUGUGUAUUAAAGUCCUUAAUGUGAUUGCUGGACUAUCAGGUUCUCUAACAUACAUCAUUGAUGAAACAGCAUUAUUCCAAUAGCAUGCAGAUGUUAACAGUUUACAUUUUGUAAUUAAAGAAACUGUGGAAUUUAAUUGUUAUUCUUGAAGGAGUUGAACUCAAAAUAGUUUUGUUUACAGCGUUGUUGCAGUAGGUAAUAGUCUAUUCACAUCUCUGCAUUUAACAUAGAAAAUGACUAACCCAGUAAUUCAGGGAGUUAAAACUAAAAACAAGUGACAUUUCACAGCAAAUGCUGUUCUGAGUCUUUGACUCCUGUGAUUCCAUAUAAUUAAGUGGCAUUGUUCUGAUGACUGCAGCAUGUCAUACAAUCUGAUACUGCAGAUUUUGCUCAAAGUAAUCUGCCAAUUUACUGCAUAUGUGUACUAAGCAGGUUAUAGUUUAUCUGAAUAAAGAGUCUAUUUGAAAGUUCAUUAAACUUGUUAAGCCUAUAGGAUUUCCGUUGGAAAGUGUUUUUGCUUGGACAUCUGUUUAAAAAGUAACUAAAUAAUCUUCAUUAGAAGUGUUUAUAUUCAUCUGUUUUAGUUUUGUAGAUAGAGCUAUUGAUCUGAUAUCAGGAUGACCAUUAUCCAUCUUUUCACGGCCUGACUACAGGUGUUUUGUCUUAUUUUUUGACAGCCUUCUUUGUAUUAACAAUCUAGGGAGUGUGGGGAUAUGAUAUAAAUAUACAGUUAUAUAAACCUGAGAAUAUGCUGCAAUCUCUAGUUCCUUUGGAUACCUUAGAAGUAAUAUGUUUGUUGGAGGCACUUGUGCUGUUUGUUUAAUGUUUGGAUUUUACAGUUUUUGGUGUAUUCUCAUCAGUCUUAGCUCUAGAGUUCAAGCUCUCACUGGGCAGUGAUUACUGUCUGAUGUGCAAUUUGGCAUCUAAUAAAUGCUUUUUUAUGAUGAUGACAAUGAAGUGAACUUUAAAAUUUUUUUUUUACACUUUAGUAGUUUGAGAUACCAAUGAGUUGUGACAUUGUGUGGCAGGAUUGUGGCUUGGAAGGGGUUAAUGAGUGACUUCAGCCGUUUAAUAAUGGAGGUAAAAUCUUUUGCUCGCCGGAAGUCAGAAGAAAACUCCAGCACAGCUCCCGGGAGACGGCGUUAGACGUCAUCUUCCCUUCCAAUCUUUGCUCCACGAUGGCUAUACCUCCGGCCACGCAGGCCACCAAAGCCCUGCGUGGGCCGCCGUCUGGAGCGGGGGUUGGAGCUGAGGACUCGUGGAGUAAGGCUCCCAGAAGGCUUUGCGAGGCCUGGGAGACCUUGCGGCGCUCGGCCACCGGCAGCGCAGGCCGGCGGAAACACCAACGAGACGAGACGCGCUAGAGCGGCCCACAAGGCUGGGAAUCGAAAGUCCUACGCUUACUUCCGUCGCCCUAUUCCGGCGGCAGAGCUGCGCGUUCCUGUAGCGGCCGUGUUGCUCGGCCAGGCUCCCAGCCCACCUCCGCCACCCAACGAGAGGCGGCCUCUGCAGAACCCGAGCGGAGCGGGUGAGAGCGUCUGCGGAGGGCUCCUCUGGUCUCUCCCUCCGCACCAGCGGGAAGGUUACGCGGGUGGGCCAUCCCGAAUCUCGCACUGGUGACGGGAAAAGGAGCCCGGAGCUACCUCCUGGGCCCUAACCCUACUUUGGCAACGCGAAGCUAUGGGCUCGCCCUGUUUGUCUCUUAACUUGAAAGGGACGCUUUGAGCUUCUCACUUGUUCUGGGUAGAGUGUCUUCUACCAACUAAAGAGUGUCGCUGCCUGUCCAGUUCUGCAAGGCUUGAGUCGUUAGCCAUUGCAGUCACUGACCUUCAACACAACCCGAAAGGAAUUCAGGGCGAAGGUCAGGAAUGAGGCACUCUGUGCUCUGGGAAAACUGGCAGAGCAGGCCUUCAGAGAGUGAGAUAUUUUAAGGAGAAAAUUUUAUGAACCCAGAUUCUUGCAUCGUCCCAUACUUGGAAAAGCACUAAAAGCAUUACUGAGAUAUCUGUUCCUUGUGAAUAGCAGUAACCUUCUACCUAGGGGCGUGCUGCAUACCUCUUCGUCAAAAUCACAUAUAUCCCCCUCCUAAUUUCUUCAGAACAGUUUCUCAGAGCUAUCUGAGAGGCUGUCUGUCUCCCUAGCUGUAGUCCUCAGUAAGACAAUGAAUAAACUUGACUGACAAC